AUGUCUGACAACGUAAAAUCAUUAUUAGGUGCACGAAUAAAAUUAAUCGAUCUAUUCUUACAAUUCCAUAAUUUUCUAGAACUGUCAGAAGAAGACGAAAUGUCGAGUGACGAAGAUAAACCACCUGCGCCGCCGGUCCGGUUGACCAGCAACCGUACUACCGAUCGCGGUGAUUCCGUGGCCUCUGUUGACAUGCGACCACUUCCCAAAGAACCGGAUGAUGGAGGUGAUAGAAAGAAGAAAACUUUGAAAGCUAAGAUCAAAGGCUCUAAAAGUACUGCCCACAAUGAUAACAAACCUAACAUUAGUUAUCCAACCAAUUUUGAACAUACUGUUCAUGUGGGAUUCGAUGCAGUGACAGGAGAAUUUACAGGCAUGCCAGAAGCAUGGGCCAGGCUCUUGAUGGCAGCAAACAUCAGCAAACAGGAACAAAAGAACAAUCCUCAAGCUGUACUUGAUGUGCUGAAGUGGUAUGAUGCUUCUGCCACACAGCCACCACCUUCAAAAUACAUGACAUCUGCACAGAUGCACACUACACAUUCAGCUGCAACCAAUUCGACAGGAUCGUCAGUGUCCAGAGUGUCUUCUAGUAGUCCUUCAUCAUCAACGCCUACUGAUACAGAACAUCCAGAGCCUCCCCCACCACCUCCAUCAAGACCAGAUCGUACUAAGAGUAUUUAUACAAAACCUAUCGAAGAAGAAGAGGUGCCGCCACCAAGACAAGUACCCGCACCUGCAUCUCCACCCCACGUACCACACCCUGCGCUCACGACACACUCGAUCUCCAGCCGAGUGGAGGUCGGCGCUGGUGGUGUGUUAGACCGCAACAAAAACCCCGCGAGCGGAGCGGUGCACCCCCAGACCGCGCCGCACACGCCGCCGCCGCACACGCCUCACGCCCCGCACCCGCCGCCCGCUAACGGCGCGCAGACCAACACUGACACCACGAGACAAACUAGCCAGCAACAGAGGAAAAAGAAGAUGACUGAUGAAGAGAUAUUAGAAAAAUUAAGAACUAUUGUUAGCGUUGGUGAUCCUAAUAGGAAGUACACAAAAAUGGAAAAGAUUGGUCAAGGCGCGUCGGGAACUGUAUACACCGCAAUUGAAACAUCGACGGGUAUGGAGGUAGCGAUUAAACAAAUGAAUCUAAGCCAGCAACCCAAAAAAGAGUUGAUCAUCAAUGAGAUCCUUGUCAUGCGGGAGAAUAAACACAACAACGUCGUUAACUACCUUGACAGCUAUUUAGUUAAUGAGGAAUUAUGGGUUGUAAUGGAAUAUCUAGCAGGUGGGUCCCUGACUGACGUAGUGACGGAGACAUGUAUGGACGAAGGACAGAUCGCGGCUGUUUGUCGCGAAGUACUUCAAGCACUACAUUUCCUGCACACUAACCAUGUUAUACAUCGAGACAUAAAAUCCGAUAAUAUAUUGCUUGGGCUAGAUGGACAAGUUAAGCUUACGGAUUUUGGUUUUUGCGCUCAAAUAUCACCUGAACAAAACAAACGAACUACUAUGGUCGGCACUCCAUACUGGAUGGCGCCUGAAGUUGUUACCAGAAAGCAGUAUGGUCCUAAGGUGGAUGUAUGGUCAUUAGGUAUAAUGGCUAUCGAAAUGAUAGAAGGUGAGCCACCAUAUUUAAACGAGAAUCCCUUGCGUGCGCUGUAUUUAAUAGCUACCAACGGCAAGCCAGACAUAAAAGAUAAAGAGAAGCUUAGCACUGUCUUCCAAGAUUUCCUCGACCAGUGUCUCGAGGUAGACGUUGAAAGGCGCGCAACAGCGCUCGACUUACUAAAGCAUCCCUUUUUGAAAAUGGCGCGACCGUUGGCUUCGCUUACUCCACUAAUUAUGGCGGCAAAGGAGGCAGCCAAGGGACAUUAG
Arctia plantaginis is the source of this 1875-nucleotide messenger RNA. The record is from the annotation of a GenBank genome assembly. Lineage: Eukaryota; Metazoa; Arthropoda; Insecta; Lepidoptera; Erebidae.